Molecule: messenger RNA, 1711 nt
Organism: Microtus ochrogaster (prairie vole)
Lineage: Eukaryota; Metazoa; Chordata; Mammalia; Rodentia; Cricetidae
Gene: Nfkbid
Product: NFKB inhibitor delta
Exons: 16
Coding region: 1-1695 (564 amino acids)
Biological process (GO): regulation of gene expression
Cellular component (GO): nucleus
Molecular function (GO): protein binding
Source: RefSeq, a predicted model, not a curated record
AUGGUUCAGCAGAUGAAGAUCGGGGACCCGGCGGCGGCUCCGCGGGAGAAGCAGCGAGGCUGGCGCAGCGCCGAGGUCGCGGCCCUGGGGGCCCGCAAUCUGGACCCAAGAAUCCGCGAGCGCUUCACUGAGCGCCCCGCCUCCGAGCGGGACACCUGCAGCGCGAGUCUGGAGCGGAACUGGGAGGUGGAAGAUUCCCUUGCGUCCCCGAGAAGGAGACUGAAGAUCCGAACUCCUGAGUUCUGGAUGAGGGGAUGCCGCAUCUAUGGGAUGCAUGGCCAUCUGCGGGAUGUUCUCCGGCGGCAUCAAUGUGCCAGUUUUUCCGCGCGGGAGGGAAAGAAGGGCGCCCACAUCUACUCUUCUCCGCCCACCGCUGCCGCUAAGGUGAGUCGGACUGAGCGCAGCCACUGUCCAACCCAGACAGUGAAGAAACUCUUGGAAGAACAGAGGCGCCGUCAGCAGCAACCUGAGACUGGUGGGGUACCGGGACACUUCUCCCCUCCCCUGGCCCAGCCACUGACCCCAUCUGUGAAGGAGGCAGAGACAGGCCAUACUCACUUCCCGACCUUCGAAGAGACCGUGGAUUCAGGACCUGGCAACCUGGCUCCUCCUCCUUCAGGCUUUCCAGACUGGGACCCUAGCACCCAUGCUGCCUACACAGACAGCUCUUGCCCGUACUCUGCUGCCGAAGGCUUCCUGACUCCUGACUUCUACCCACCGUCAGACCCGGGGCGCUCAGGCCCAUUUCCUCUGGGGAUGGAGGUAGGACCCUGGAGAGUCUCUAGCGUCCCCCCAGGAUCCCCACAGUUGCCUCCAUCCACUGGACCCUCCCUGGAGACAGCCCGAGCUCACAUACUGGCUUUGGGGCCACAGCAGCUGCUGGCCCAGGAUGAGGAAGGAGACACGCUCUUGCACCUAUUUGCUGCUCGGGGACUGCGCUGGGCAGCGUAUGCUGCGGCAGAGGUGUUACAGAUGUACCGACAGCUGGAUAUUCGUGAGCAUAAAGGCAAGACGCCGCUCCUGGUGGCAGCUGCUGCCAACCAGCCCCUGAUUGUGGAGGACCUGCUGAGCCUGGGAGCAGAGGCGAACGCUACUGACCAUCAAGGCCGUUCUGUCUUGCAUGUGGCUGCCACCUACGGGCUCCCAGAAGUCCUUUCGGCUGUGUUUAAAUCGGGCAUUCCAGUGGACCUGGAAGCCAGAGACUUCGAAGGCCUCACCGCUCUCCACACGGCCACCCUGGCUCUCAACGCUGCUAUGCCCCUGCCUAGCGUCUGUCCGAGGAUGCUGAGUCCCCAAGCCCGAGACAGACUGGCUUGUGUGCAGAUGUUGCUGCAGAUGGGUGCCAGUCAUACCAGCCAGGAGAUCAAGAGCAACAAGACCAUUCUGCACUUGGCUGUACAGGCUGCCAACCCUACCCUGGUUCAGUUGCUCCUGGGGCUGCCAAGGGGGGACCUGCGGGCCUUUGUCAACAUGAAGGCCCAUGGGAACACAGCCCUCCACAUGGCAGCGGCCCUGCCCCCUGGACCACCCCAGGAGGCCAUCGUGAGGCAUUUGCUGGCCGCUGGAGCAGACCCCACAUUGCGCAACCUGGAAAAUGAACAACCCGUUCACUUGUUGCGACCUGGGCCGGGCCCUGAGGGGCUCCGGCAGCUGUUGAAGAGGAGCCGUGCGGCACCCCCAGGCUUGUCCUCUUAGGACUGAAAUCCAGAAC